AUGUUUGCCAUCUAUAGCAUUGCUACCUUGUCUCUUACGGAAGCUGAAUGCAACGAGAUAUUGGGCGAAAGCCGGGCAGCCUUGCGUUCCUGUUACGUGGAAGCUACGAAAAGGGCUUUGUUUCGUGCCAAGUUCAUGAGCAGCACGAGCAUUGUGGUACUGCAGGCACUAGUCCUUCACCUUCUUGCUAUCCGAGACGACCACGAACCGCGUGCGGUGUGGAGCCUUACGGGAGUGGCGCUUCGUGUUGCCGAAGGAAUGGGUUUAAGUCUCGACGGCACACUUCUUGGUUUAUCUCCAUUUGAAACUGAAAUCCGUCGACGCAUAUGGUGGCAGCUUAGGACACACGACUUCCGUGCAGCAGAGCUAAGUGGCCAGGCCAAGUUUCGAGACUUUGAAGUCAACGACACCACCCCUAAGAUGCCCGCGAAUGUCGAUGACAGCGAUCUUAAUCCCACAAUGUUGCAGGCGGCUGUCGAGUCGACGAAGCCGACUGAGAUGAUAUGGUGUAUGGUCAGGUCCACAAUGGCCACCUUUGCUGCCGGACAAACAGCCAAGAUGGCCAAACUCCGCAAGGUCGCCUUUACAUCGGAUGAAUAUCCCGCCAUCGACGACUUGGAGCGCAAGGACGACUUCAUCAGGGGAGUAGAAGACAUAUUGGAGACCAAGCACCUGCGAUUUUGCGAUCCAUCUCAGCCCAUACAACUCAUGGCCCUGAUUGGUGGCCGGACAGCAACAAACCUUGUCCGCUUCAUGGCUCAUCAUCCACGCAGAUGGGCCCACCAGAACAGUGUCCCAGCAUCGGAGCGGCGUUUUGUCUGGGACAUUGCCGUUCGACUGCUGGAGCAGUAUAACAUGAUGCAAACCGACCCUCAUCUGCGGCGCUUUGCGUGGCACGUACCCUAUUUCAUUCAAUGGCACGCUGUUAUCCAUGUCUUGGACACACUCCGAACAGAGCCUCUUCACGUAGACUCUCAAAGUGCCUGGUCCCUCAUCGACACCUUGUUCGAGAACAAUCUCGGGAUUAUGUUGAGCAUCGACAGACCGAUCGUUGCAGCGGUGGGAAAUCUCUGUCUGAAAGCCUUUGCCGCUCGAGAGGACGUUUUGAAGAGACAGAAAGCGGUUGUACCUCCUCCGCCGGAAUACAUAACUAGGCUGCGCGAUCAGCGACAGGCCGCCAAAGCAAGGAGAGAAGAAGCUGCGAUGAAAAGUUGGGCGCGAGUACCAUUGAGCCGCCAACAAUCGAGCAUGAUCAAUGUCGACCCAACACCACCAGACUUGGAUUCUGCGUCGAAAGACACGCCGCCUACGUCUCAGUUACAGCAAAACCUGCUCCUCAACCGGCAGGUCAGUGCCUUUGAAGGACGCGCCCGGAAUGACGAUGAUACAUUCUGGCUCGGAAACGGCGCUCGAGACGAUGAAAAUACAAGUUCCGCAGAUGGUGCUGGAGAUAUGCUCAGCCAGUAUACCGACGCCAUUUUGGCCCAAGAUUACGCGCUCAGUACUCCCAAUGACGAUGCCAUAGAUUGGGAGCGAUGGGAUACUUGGUUCGGCCAUCUCGAUCCUCUGUGUCCGAGUGCUACUCCACAGAGAAAGAGGGGGGUCAGCAAUGAGAGCUUAAUGUCCAGGUGA
Molecule: messenger RNA, 1632 nt
Organism: Fonsecaea pedrosoi CBS 271.37
Lineage: Eukaryota; Fungi; Ascomycota; Eurotiomycetes; Chaetothyriales; Herpotrichiellaceae
Exons: 1
Coding region: 1-1632 (543 amino acids)
Biological process (GO): DNA-templated transcription
Molecular function (GO): DNA binding; zinc ion binding
Source: RefSeq, a predicted model, not a curated record